Zygosaccharomyces rouxii is the source of this 279-nucleotide messenger RNA. RefSeq names its product 60S ribosomal protein eL43 (gene RPL43B). Gene Ontology annotation, biological process: translation. NCBI's taxonomy places the organism in Eukaryota, Fungi, Ascomycota, Saccharomycetes, Saccharomycetales, Saccharomycetaceae. The record is from RefSeq and is a predicted model, not a curated record. Gene Ontology annotation, cellular component: ribosome. Gene Ontology annotation, molecular function: structural constituent of ribosome. The transcript has 2 exons. The coding region runs from base 1 to 279 and encodes 92 amino acids.
AUGGCUAAGAGAACAAAGAAGGUCGGUAUCACAGGUAAGUACGGUGUGCGUUACGGUUCUUCUCUAAGAAGACAGGUUAAGAAGUUGGAAAUCCAACAGCACGCUCGUUACGACUGUUCCUUCUGCGGUAAGCAAACCGUCAGAAGAGGAGCUGCCGGUGUGUGGACCUGUGGUUCUUGUAAGAAGACCGUCGCUGGUGGUGCUUACACCGUCUCAACUGCUGCUGCAGCUACCGUCAGAUCUACCAUCAGAAGACUGAGGGACAUGGCUGAGGCUUAA